UAGCAGCUUAAAGGUUGGUAAAACAGGAAUACUUGGUUUAUUGAAAUUAAAACGAAAAUAUUAUUGCGCAAAGAAACCUGUAAAAAGCAAAAAUGCCGCGAGUGUUUCUGGUUAAAAAGACGAGCAGCACUUCCGGGAAAAAAAAAUGGAAUGAAAUACCUGACUGUGCGCGAGGAGACAUCUAUACACCAGUGUGUAUCUUCACUCAUCAUGGCCAUGAAGAGUGUGAGCACAGCCCUGCUGAGCUGCCCGUCUGUCCCUCCACCCCACAGAGCAAGACCACACAAACACACACUCAAUUUCACAGCUCGACUGCCCAGCUGUCCUGCUCUGUCAUGCAGGAGUUGAGCUCACACGGGCCUCCUUUCAUCUGUUCCAAAAAUAAGAUGGCCAACGCGGAUAAUGAAGCAUUGAAUGUCUCUCAAACCACAUCAGAUUCCCCUUUUUCCUGCCCAAUAUGCAAGAAGACUUUUAGUCUUGGCCGAGUGAUGAAACGUCAUUUAAGGACUCAUAGCGACUUGAAGAGGUACUCUUGUGAAUACUGUGGGAAAGGUUUCAAUGACGCUUUCGACCUCAAGAGGCACGUGCGCACCCAUACAGGUGUGCGGCCCUUUAAGUGCACUGUGUGUGAGAAGGCCUUCACUCAGCGCUGCUCCCUGGAGGCUCACCUAAAAAAGGUUCAUGGUGUCUUCCAACAGUAUGCCUACAAGGAACGCAGGGACAAGCUGUAUGUGUGUGAAGAGUGUGGCCUGACUGCUCAGACACAUGACAGUCUGUGCAGUCACAUCCAGGUCAAACAUCCCAACAGCAAGAUUGCCAAAGCAAAAUCCAAAAACAGGAGAAGGAAGGCACAAGACCGAGGAGGAAGUGUGUCACCCUGUUCUCCUCAUUCUCUAAGUGAUGCCGAUGCCGGUGUUUGA
Molecule: messenger RNA, 920 nt
Organism: Ictalurus furcatus (blue catfish)
Lineage: Eukaryota; Metazoa; Chordata; Actinopteri; Siluriformes; Ictaluridae
Gene: ovol1b
Product: ovo-like zinc finger 1b
Exons: 4
Coding region: 93-920 (275 amino acids)
Biological process (GO): epidermal cell differentiation; regulation of transcription by RNA polymerase II
Cellular component (GO): nucleus
Molecular function (GO): DNA-binding transcription factor activity, RNA polymerase II-specific; RNA polymerase II cis-regulatory region sequence-specific DNA binding
Source: RefSeq, a predicted model, not a curated record